GAGCAGCAGCAGCAGCAGCAACAUUCGUGAGCAUUGGGUCCAAUGGCAACCAAAACGGAGGUUUUAUCCAACUAUGAACUGGAUACAAGCGUGACGGAAAUCUUCGAUGUGCGAAAGGCAUUGGGCAAGGGCGCCUAUGGCAUUGUGUGGAGAGCCGUUGACAAGCGGAAAAAGGAUACAGUGGCGCUGAAGAAGAUCUUCGAUGCAUUUCGAGACACAACCGAUGCUCAGCGCACCUAUCGGGAGGUUGUCUUCCUGCGCGCCUUUCGCCACCAUCCGAAUAUCAUUCGCCUCUUGGGUAUCUACAGGGCCACCAACGAUAUGGACUUUUAUUUGGUGUUUGAGCACAUGGAGAGCGAUUUGCAUUUUGUCAUCAGGAAGGGCGACAUUCUGAAGGAUAUCCAUCGGCAGUUUGUCAUGUAUCAGCUGGUGAAUGCCAUGAAGUAUGUGCACUCGGGCAAUGUCAUCCACAGAGACCUGAAGCCCAGCAACAUACUAAUUGACAGCAAGUGCAGACUAAAGGUUGGGGACUUUGGAUUGGCUCGCACGAUUGUGGCAAAGCCCAGCAGCAGCAACAGCAACAGCAACAUCGGCGACGGUGACGCCAAUGGCAACCAGGAGACAACCGAGAAUGACGGCGUGAUGUCGGACUACGUCGCCACGCGCUGGUAUCGUGCCCCCGAGAUACUCGUGGGCUGUCGCAAGUACACCAAGGCCGUGGAUAUGUGGAGUCUGGGCUGUGUCCUGGGCGAGAUGAUAACCCAGCAGGCGAUCUUUCAAGGCACCAGCACCCUCAAUCAGAUGGAGAGAAUAUUGUCUGCCCUGCCGAAUGUGACACAGCGCGAGAUCGACAACAUUGGCACGAGAUUCGGGACAUCGCUGCUCAGCAGAACGAUUCGCCGCGAUUACCAACACUCGCUGAAUGCCAUGUUUCGGGGCAGUAGCUCCAAUGAAAUUGACUUUGCCACCUCCCUGCUGAUGCUCGAUCCGAAGGAUCGGUUGUCGGCCAACAAGGCGCUGAAGCAUCCAUUUGUCAGCUCCUUCCGUUGCCCCUCGGCAGAGUUGGAAAUGCGUUUGAAUGUGAAGCCGCCGCUGCGCGAUGAUUUCCGCUUUGAGUUGAACGACUAUCGCAACGGCCUGUACUCGAUGAUAUCGACGGAGUUGACAACCUCACAUCGCGGCAGCCGUUCCCAUCAUUCCAGUGCUAGACGCGAUCUGCCCAUCGGUGUGCGCAUCAGUUCCGAGACCACUCUGCGAAAGAAGAUUGAACUGGAGCCAAAUGCACUCGCGCUUAACAGUAUGGAUCCCCCGCUGCAGAAGCAUUCCCACUCCCACACCCAAGAGAAGAUUCAGACGCAGGUACAUGCGCUGGACCACAAGCACAAUCCUCAGCAUUGUGGAAGUAAGCGGCAGCCCCGCUCACCGCCAACCCUACCCAUCCCGAAAUCAGAAGGAGUGCGAACCUCGCACAAGGGCCAUCGAACGCAUUCGCGUGUAACGCCAAAACUCGAGUGGGGCGAACGUCCAGUGGCGGUAACGACGCCACGAAUGGCAGCACAGGCACAGUUAAAGGAAAGAAUCGAAGCGCACGCUCGAGCCUUUCUCGAGGGACGCAACGCGGGCAACAAGAAGACGCAAGGCAUCGAGCUGGGUCCAAGUCAAACUGACUGGGUGGACAAGUUGAAUCCCACAAUCAUCCCUGAAACUCUGGAGGCAAAAAAGGCUCGGGCCAAGGAGCGUAGCGCCAAGCAAAAGGCCAAAGCGGAGGCCAGAGCGGUGGCCAAAGCGGAGGCCAGAGCGGUGGCCAAAGCGGAGGCCAAAGCGGAGGCCCAAGCGCAGGCCAGAGCGGAGGCCAAAGCGGUGGCCAAAGCGGAGGCCAAAGCGGAGGCCAAAGUGGAGGCCAAAGCGGAGCCGAAAAUAGUUCCAGCGAUUGCCACGCAGGAGUCCAUCAUCCAGAAGGAAUCGAAGAGCGUUAAGGAACCAGUGCAGAACCAGAACCAGAUACAGAAGAAAAUGAUGGAGCGUGAGGAAGUGUUGCUGGAUGCAAACAGUCGCUCGGAGGCCAAAGCGGAGCCGAAAAUAGUGCCAGCCAUUUCCACGCAGGAACCCAUCAUCCAGAAGGAAUCGCAACGCGUAGAGGAACCGGUGCAGAAGCAGAACCAAAUACAGUGGAAAGUGAUGAAGCGUGAGGAAGAGUUGCAGGAUGCAAACAGUCGCUCGGAGGCCAAAGCGAAGGCCAAAGCGGAGCCGAAAAGAGUGCCAGCCAUUGCCACGCAAGAGCCCAUCAUCCAGAAGGAAUCGCAACGCGUAGAGGAACCGGUGCAGAAUCAGAACCAGCACCCGGACCAGAAGAAAGUGACGAAGCGUGAGGAAGAGUUGCUGGAUGCAAACAGUCGCUCGGACGUGACACAGCCCAGAGCUCAGAAAAGCCUGCUGCUGCAGGCAUUGCUGCGGCAGAAGCAGCGCCGAAUGGCAUCGCAGUCCGUCGAACUGGAUGCCAGAGUGCACGCGAAUCUGGACACGCUCCAGGCCCAGCGGCAGAAGAUGCAAAAGAAGAUUAUCAAGUAUGCGGCCGAUACCGGACUGACGUUCAUCACGGACACUUCCAAGCGCAACGCCUGGGAUGACUCUGACGACUCGUCGUCGACAAGUUCCCAUUCGUCAGACUCUGAGCAUUAUUUUAUGCGACAACCACGCAAAUCCUUGGUGCCAAAGCCGCAAUUUAAAUGCCAUCUUUACACAAAGCAGCAUGGAAAUCGUAUUAUGGAUCUCCACGAAUCAACGGCCACGUCCAACACGCUCAAGAAGCAGCAACAGCAGCAGCAGCAUUCGGAUGAUGUCUUUGAUGAAUCGGAAAGAAAACCACAGGUGGACAAUGCGAAAGAUUUAAUGGUGGAGAAGUACCGGAAGAGCCAUGGCAAAUCGUUCAACGAACUGGACAACACUAGAACUACACCUGGCAAACAGCAAACAGACCUGAAAGUGGACACAACAGCGGCGCUGUUUUCGACCCAAAACAAACUCAAGGAGCCGCGUCGAAGGAAGAACAUUUCCGGUGCCUACUGCCAGCCACUGCAACAGCGACACGACAUCCAGGAGGUGGCUCGGAUCAAUGCCAAUCACGACUAA
Drosophila subobscura is the source of this 3129-nucleotide messenger RNA. It is a transcript of the gene Erk7, whose product is annotated as mitogen-activated protein kinase 15. NCBI's taxonomy places the organism in Eukaryota, Metazoa, Arthropoda, Insecta, Diptera, Drosophilidae. Gene Ontology annotation, molecular function: ATP binding; MAP kinase activity. Gene Ontology annotation, cellular component: cytoplasm; nucleus. The record is from RefSeq and is a predicted model, not a curated record. The transcript has 7 exons. Gene Ontology annotation, biological process: protein phosphorylation; intracellular signal transduction. The coding region runs from base 43 to 3129 and encodes 1028 amino acids.